AUGAGUAAAGACCUCGACAUUGAAUAUAUCCGACCUCUAGAUCCUCGUAACGCAUUUUUUGGUGGUAGAACAAAUGCCAGCAAACUUUACUACAAAUGUUCUGAGAAGGAAAGAGUGAAAUACUGCGAUUUUACAUCACAGUAUCCUUGGGUAAAUGCUUUUGGAGAGUACCCAUGCUACUCGUUCCCCACAAGGAUUCUUAACAACUUUGAUGGCCAACUGAACUACAAUGGUUUCAUCAAGUGUCGAAUAGUACCCCCUCGUGGGUUAUAUCACCCUGUACUUCCUGAUAAGAUUAACAACAAGACCAUGUUUGUUCUUUGUAAGAAUUGUGCUGAAAAAGGUAUCUCUGUUUGUCGCCACUCUGUUGAACAGAGGGCUUUUGUUGGGACUUGGUGCAUUCCAGAAGUGAAGUUAGUGCUUUCAAAGGGCUAUGUCAUUUCUCAAGUUUAUGAGGUUCUUCAUUUCGAAAAUACGGGAUCUGAUCUUUUCAAAGAUUACAUCUUCACAUUUCUCAAAAUCAAGCAGGAAGCAUCAGGGUACCCUAAAUGGUGUAAAAAUGAUGACGACAGAAAAAAGUAUAUUGACGACUACAAAAGCAAGCAAGGUAUUCGUCUUGAUCCAGCCAAAAUUGUCUACAAUGAAGGAUUACGUCUCGUGGCUAAGUUGAUGCUCAAUUCAUUGUGGGGUAAAUUCGGUCAAAAGAACAACAUGCGUAAGCAUAUCACGAUCAAUGCUGAGGAAAAUCCUGAUGAAUACUACUCCAUCAUGUUCAAUGCUAAAUAUAUCGUACAUGACAUAGUUGAUUAUGAUAAUGGUCGCACUUUGGAUCUGUCAUACUCCUUGCAUAAGGCUGCUGUUCGUGAUGACAAGAAUACUAGUAUUUUCAUUGCUGCAUACACUACCGCUUUGGCUCAUUGUAAACUUUACAGUGUUCUGGAUACUGUAGGGGAAAAGGUGUUGUACUAUGAUACUGAUUCUAUUAUAUAUGUUGAUGAUGAUAUAGGAUCAACUGAAAAGACUUUGCCCUAUGGUAAUUAUCUUGGAGACCUGACAGAUGAAUUGAAAGGCGACCAUAUUGUAGAAUUUGUUUCAGGUGGCGCUAAGAAUUACUCUUACAUUCUCAACAAAACAGGGAGAGCAAAGACGGUCUGUAAAGGCUUCACACUUUCAUAUGAAAAUGGACUCAAUCUUGGACAUGAGUCUAUGAAGGAUAUAGUAUUUAACCCUAGGUACAUUGAUGAUGAAGGGAUUGAGAAAGAGAGUUGUGUUAAUUUUAACUUUAGCGAAAUCAACAUUAGUAAAACACACAGUGUGCGUAACAAGACAAAGAUCAUCAUACCAGAAAAAAAUAACUUACCCAGCAAAAAGUACAAGUUUGUCUACAACAAACGUGUGGUUCAAGAAUUUAACUCUGAGUCUAAGGUCAUAGAGACACUUCCUUUCGGUUUUUAA
This is a messenger RNA of Spizellomyces punctatus DAOM BR117, 1455 nucleotides long. RefSeq lists its product as uncharacterized. The transcript has a single exon. Gene Ontology annotation, molecular function: DNA binding; nucleotide binding; DNA-directed DNA polymerase activity. NCBI's taxonomy places the organism in Eukaryota, Fungi, Chytridiomycota, Chytridiomycetes, Spizellomycetales, Spizellomycetaceae. Bases 1 to 1455 code for a protein of 484 amino acids. Gene Ontology annotation, biological process: DNA replication. The record is from RefSeq and is a predicted model, not a curated record.